AGGCGCGUUUCCGCCGGAGAUGAGUGUAGUUGUUUGGCGUCGCUAGCAUCGGCUGACAUGUUCUGAACAUCUGAAUUGUGAAGUUGACAACACAUGAUCGCUGGAAAUAUUUUUUAAGGUUUUCUCUUCUAUUUAACUGUUUCUCUCUGGGAGAGACUGCAGAGAAACAUUCAGGAUGGAUCCAGCUCUGCUGAGAGAGCGAGAGCUCUUUAAAAAGAGAGCACUGUCCACUCCUGCAGUAGAGAAGAGACCAGCACCAUCUGAACCCUCUGGCUCUUCCAAGAAGAAAAAGAGCAAACCAGACAAAGAGACAUCAUCCUCCAAAAAUAACACAGAUUCCAGCAAUGGCUCCUUCAAUCUUAAAGCUUUAUCUGGGAGUUCAGGAUACAAGUUUGGUGUUCUGGCCAGAAUUGUCAACUACAUGAAGACAAGGCACCAGAGAGGCGAUACUUACCAUCUGACUCUAGAGGAAAUACUGGAUGAGACCAAACUGCUGGACAUCGGCAUGAAGCAGAAGCAGUGGCUUAUGAGUGAGGCAUUAGCAAGCAAUCCAAAAAUAGACGUACGGGAAGGGAAGUAUGCCUUUAAACCCAAAUAUCACCUGAAGGAUAAGAAAGCCUUGCUAAGACUGCUGGACAAGCACGAUCAUCUGGGUCUCGGAGGAGUAUUACUGGAUGAUGUUGAAGAGGGUCUGCCUAAUGCAGCCAAAGCAAUUAAGGCUCUUGAUGAUCAGAUUAUAUUUGUGACCAGGCCGGACAAGAAGAAGAUCCUGUUCUAUAAUGACAAACACUGUCAGUUUACUGUUGAUGAAGAGUUCCAGAAGCUGUGGCGCAGCGUCCCUGUGGAUUCCGUAGACGAGGAAAAGAUUGAAGAGUACCUGAAGAGACAGGGUAUAUCAUCCAUGCAGGAGACCGGACCCAAGAAAAUGACGCCCAUUCAAAAGAGGAAGAAACCAGGAACACAAAGGAAGAGACGGUUCAAGACCCAUAAUGAUCAUCUCAACGGAGUGCUGGAGGAUUAUUCUGAGGGUGUUCCCACCAAAAAGUGACAGCAACUGUAAAGACUCAAAAAGACAAGAUAUCUGUGUAAUGUUUGUAUAUCUGAAUUAACAUAUUUGCCAAAACUACACAAACAUACAGGCACACACAAACACACACAGCUUAGAACUGUACUGUAAGGGCAUAUCUGAACAGACUGUAAAUAUUUCUUUCCACUCUUAUACAUUUUACUCUUGCUAUAAGGCUAUACAAAUUGAAUUGAAAUGAAGAUCUGCUUUUGUUAGAUUUAAAAUUAAACAAGAGAAGUCAAACCACAUAAAGGGUCUAUUUUGAGUUAUUCAUGGAAUUUAUACAUUAAUGCCACCUUUCCACUGUACAAAACAAAUGACGGAUGAUACACCAGAAGUCAUUCAUUUCCUUCAGAGUCACACAAUGGCUGAGUUGUGUUGUUGCGAUCAUCUGCAGAUGCAAGCUUUGGAUGUGUUAAAAAAUUGAACUUGGGCGACUAUGCCACAUUUGACUGACCUUACCAGAAGUGAUGUAUUUCAGUAUUCCAAUCAAAACGCUGUGUUCAAGCUUAAAAUUAUACCGUUUUUGUUCGACUUUAUCAGUAACACUUAAAUCAUUUAAAAGCAAUUAAUAAAUUUUCAUUUAAUAAUUAUUA
Misgurnus anguillicaudatus (oriental weatherfish) is the source of this 1662-nucleotide messenger RNA. RefSeq names its product general transcription factor IIE, polypeptide 2, beta (gene gtf2e2). Gene Ontology annotation, molecular function: TFIIH-class transcription factor complex binding. NCBI's taxonomy places the organism in Eukaryota, Metazoa, Chordata, Actinopteri, Cypriniformes, Cobitidae. Gene Ontology annotation, biological process: transcription initiation at RNA polymerase II promoter. Gene Ontology annotation, cellular component: transcription factor TFIIE complex. The record is from RefSeq and is a predicted model, not a curated record.